CUUAUAUAUUUACUUUUCUUUUAACGCGUCAUGUCGCUACCUUUACUUGUUGUUGGUGGAAGUGGCCUAGUUGGUAGUUCGAUUAUUCGUCAGAGUAGACAGGACCACAAAUACCAUAUCCUGGCAUUAUCACGCUCAGCGUCUGCUUCAAACGACAGUGACAAUGUUCACUAUGUCCAAGGCAACGCACUUGAGCCCUCUACUCUUUCUGGGCCACUCAAGAACAACCCUGAUGUAGUCUGUGCAGUUGGUAUCAUCAGGGAAGAUCCCAAGCGUGGAAAUGACGGGACAUUUGAACGAGUCAAUCGCGACUCGGCAAUCACUGUUGCCAAAGCCAUGGCAGAGCGCUAUGACGGCAAGACCAGAAAGUGCUUUGUCUUUAUUUCUGCAGCAAAUUAUCUGCCUAGCUUCAUGUUAGAUAGAAAUUACUAUAAAGCCAAACGAGAGGCUGAAGCUGCUUUGUUAGGCAAAGAACUCAGUGACAGAUUACGUGUUGUCAUCUUACAGCCUGGACUUAUAUACUCGUACAAUCGACGACAGCUGGUACUUCCGUUCGCGCUGAGUCUAAUUGUGGGCUCUGCUGUGCUUAAGCCACUGAGUUCGCAUUUACCCGACCAAGCCUUGUACCUCACGGACCGGCCGCUUUUGGACGAUGAUAUCUCAAAGGCCGUACUUGAGGCUGUGGAAAAUAAAGACGUAGAGGGGAUUUAUAACAUUGACCGAAUCAGACUUCUUGCCAAGGCAUGGGAGCAGAAGCAUACCAACAAGACCAAAUAGAUAUUCAUUAUAUUCUAUGUAUUGUUUUGUUUUGUUUUGUUUUGUUUUAUUAUGAUUAUGGUUAUGGUUAUGGUUAUUAUUAUUUUGAAAUAAAGAAGACGAAGAAGAAAUGAAAUAAAAUAUAUAAAUACGUAUACACAAGAGAGAUAAUAUAUAUAUAUAUAUGAUUUUGUGUUGUUUAGGGCCAGAUAAGAAUCUCCUUGAUGAUAGCAUCAUCCCAACCAUCACAGAGUUCUUUUUGGUCGGGGGUUCUGCAGAACUGUUGGACAUCAGUAGCAGCCCAGACAUCAAGUGAUUCGAUAGUGUGGCUAACGAGGGUAUUGACUAACAAGAGUACGUGAGGAUCAUCAGAGAGAGAACCGGCACCGUAACGAGUUAAGGAUGAAUAGACAGCAUGCUUUGUGUUCUGGACAAGACUACGGACAAGGAGACCGUUAUCAUAGGUGGCAGAGGAUGACAGUUGGCUCUGAAUACGUCCAAUAAUACGUUCCUUGACCAUGGGCAAAAAGUGACAAAUCGAAGGAGGGUUACCACAGAUGUAAUCCAUCUUUUCACACUCUUCGAGAGUCCAGCUCUCUCCUGGGGGAGGCAUUCUUCGGUCCACUCUCUUGGGGUUGUUGCAGUCACCUUUGAAUGGCUUGUCCUCGGCAAACAUGACUCUGAAGAUACCAUUGUUGAGAGUAGUGCCGGUGGACUGGACAGUAAAGUCUCGUAGAGUGCCGUCUACAGCAGACUGGAUGUUCUGACGCAGGAUGUCUUCGGGAACAACAGCCGACAGAGAGGCAGGCACAGUAGUGUUGCUUAAUGAGGUCGUCAAGGAUGCCUGAAGACUACGGAUGGUCUUAUCAAUCACGGGUGCAUAAUGACCUGCAAAGUCUUCGGCUAGUCCAUGGCGACACUCUGGCUCGCACGCAAGUACAGCGGCUGCCAUUGUCACAAGGAUAAAUGAAAAGUACCGCAUCGAUAGAUUGAUAGGGAAUGAAGAAU
Phycomyces blakesleeanus NRRL 1555(-) is the source of this 1764-nucleotide messenger RNA. RefSeq lists its product as hypothetical. The record is from RefSeq and is a predicted model, not a curated record. Gene Ontology annotation, molecular function: protein-containing complex binding. Lineage: Eukaryota; Fungi; Mucoromycota; Mucoromycetes; Mucorales; Phycomycetaceae. The transcript has 3 exons. Bases 31 to 777 code for a protein of 248 amino acids. Gene Ontology annotation, cellular component: mitochondrion.